Mangifera indica (mango) is the source of this 986-nucleotide messenger RNA. Its product is annotated as RING-H2 finger protein ATL33-like. Lineage: Eukaryota; Viridiplantae; Streptophyta; Magnoliopsida; Sapindales; Anacardiaceae. The record is from RefSeq and is a predicted model, not a curated record. Bases 200 to 754 code for a protein of 184 amino acids. Gene Ontology annotation, biological process: protein ubiquitination. The transcript is spliced from 2 exons.
GAAGGUUGUCUGUAUCCUCUCCGAUUUUUGCUUUCAAUAAUUGCUUCUCUUAAAUUUCCUAAAACCACUCCACUCCACUCCACCGCCAGAAAUCAUUCCUCUUUUCCUUUCUCUUUACUCUACCUUCAAUUUUUCAGUCCCAAAACGCACAGUUUUAACCAUUUCCUCGUCUUCUUCUUCAUUUCUCUCAGCAUCAUCGAUGGCUUCCGCGCCUACCAAUACAUUUCUCACUGAAUUCCCUAACCCUCCGCCCUUCCCUGCCUCGCCUCGCUCUGUAGACUUCUCGCCACUCGAAUUCAUUCUCGCGCUCUUGGCGAUCAUCACAAUUCCCGCUUUGAUCUAUGCUUUCCUUUUUUCGUUGAAGUGUCCUCCCAGGCAGUUUAGACGGCGUCGUAAUUACCUCCAGAGAUCUGAUAGUACUCGUAGCACCACUACUACUACGGCCGAUGAUGACGCCGUUAAAGCAAGUGAGACGGAGGUCGUCGUCGGCGUUAAGAACGAAAAAGAUACUCACGUUACAGGUAUUGGAACCGAAUGUCCAGUUUGUUUGUCUGUUCUUGCUGAUGGAGAUGAAAUUAAACAGCUGAGCGCGUGUAAGCACUCGUUUCAUGCUUCUUGCAUUGACAAGUGGUUGAAAUCUCAGUCUAAUUGUCCAAUUUGUCGCGCUUCAGUUCCCGAUAAGCGUCCUAAUGCCAGCGCCUCCUCCACCAGAGAUGGCGAAGAUCUCCAACAAGACUCAGCACCCCAAGUUUAAAACGACGCAGAUCCGACCUGUCCACGGUUUUGGUAUGUAUGCCCACUGCAAAAUCAAGGUCGGGGCACGACCCACAGCCUUCUGGACGGUGUUUUCCAUGGGUUUUUUUAAGUGGUUGGCCUGUGUAAUUUUGUUUAUUUUUUAUUUUUAUUUUUUUAAAACAAAUACCAACAAUAUGAAUGUUAUUUGUACUUAAUUUUGAAUACCUAAAUAGUAUGACCUUUUUUUUUUA